Molecule: messenger RNA, 7425 nt
Organism: Chlamydomonas reinhardtii
Lineage: Eukaryota; Viridiplantae; Chlorophyta; Chlorophyceae; Chlamydomonadales; Chlamydomonadaceae
Exons: 15
Coding region: 65-6805 (2246 amino acids)
Biological process (GO): coenzyme A metabolic process
Molecular function (GO): hydroxymethylglutaryl-CoA reductase (NADPH) activity; GTPase activity; GTP binding
Source: RefSeq, a predicted model, not a curated record
AUGACAGAUCGCUUAAGCAGAAGACAAAUGAGGAAGUAGUGCUGGUUCCAUCAAACUUGUCACUAUGCGGGCGCCAGGGCUUUUAGCCCGUGGCGGCCCGAACUUGAUCUGUCAUCAAGCAUCUGCGGCUGUGGAUGUGCUAUGUCCGGGCAUAGCCGCUGUGGCUGUGGAUGGAAGUGGUGCACAUCACGCCGAGACCCGCUCGGCAGAGGCGCUGCGGCUAAACUUCACCUACAGCUAUGUGGAGUUGCAGACAUGCUGCGUAGCAUCUCAGCGGGCGCCUCCACUGGGCAGGACUAACGAUGCCGUGGUGCCCCACAACACUGUAACCAGCGACAGCUUUCUCAGCGCUUCUUCGACUGGCAGCGGCUCUGCGUCAACUUCUUAUGAACGCGACGCGCGAAGCGGCCGGGCGACUGGAGUUCUUGCGCAAGCCUCGCGAAGCGCGGGGGUCGGCGUUGCGCAGCUGCGCGCCUUACACACGGCGUCGGGCCCUCCAGCCACCACGCGGGCCUCCGCCUCGGCAGCCGCCCCCAUCCAACACCACCACACCACAUCGCUGCAAAGCUCCUUAGCUUCUUCACACCAUCGGCGCGAGGUCUUGGGCAUGUCUAGCUUCGGGGGCCAAUAUGCCGCCUGCGGCGCCAGCCGCGCCCAGCUGCACUCCUCCGCCUCCCCAUCCGGUGCGCAGCCGGAGCUAGCGCGUGAGGCCGCGGAAGCCGCCAGCCACUCCCGCCUAAGCACCCACGGCUACAACCACCGCAGUAGUAGUGCAGCCGGCGCCAGCAGUAGCAGCGGCGCAGGCCGUGUCGCGGCGGGCGGGGUGACGGGCAGCAGCAGCAGCGGCGGCGCCCUCCGUGGCGCCGGCAGUAGCAGCAGCGUCAGCGGCAGUAGCAGUGCCAGCAGUAGUGGCGGGGACGGGCGGGCGGUGCCGGACUCCCAGUACCUUGCCUCGCUGUUCGGGGGCGAGGGCGAGCUCGCGACCCACCACGCAGCCGACGAGGCCGCCGAGGUCGCCGAGGCCGCUGGCCGCAUCAACACGGCCACGGGCACGGCUGCACGGGAGCUCAGCCCGCCGCCACAGGCCGGCCACCCCGCCUCCGCCUCCGCCGCCGCCUCCCGCUCCCACGCCGCAUCCCCCGAUGCCGCCUCGGGCCUGAGCCAGGAGGUCCUGGUGGACCAGCUGGUGGGGCGACACCUGCGGCGCCCCUUCCUGGACACCGCCCCCGGCGCCCACCGCACUCACCCACACGCCGGCACACAGCCCUCGCCGCACCCAGCGACCGCCCGCCUAGGCCAGGCGCUGCCGGCGGCGCAGGGCGGGCAGCCGCAGUGGCCGGCGGCGCCGCCGCCGCCUCCCGCGGCCACGCGGGACCAGGCCUCCCUCCGUGACCUGGUGCUGCCGCGCUCCCGGCAGGGCAGCACGCCGCACCCUGUACGGCCCGGGCUGCAACACGUGGCCGCCUUGUCGCGGCUGACGCAGCGGCUGCCGCAAGUGGCGGCGGCGGCGGCGGCGGCGGCGAGCCAGCAGGCCAUGCUGCGGCCGGACGGGAUGCGGCAGCAGCAGCAGCAGCAGCAGCAGCAGCAGCAGCGGCCCAAGGAGCCGGCAGCGCCGCCGGGGGCGGUAGCGGAGACAGUAGAGCAGGCGGCGGCGGGCCCUGUGGUGGUGGUGCCGACGAUGCCGGGUGCAGCGGUUGCUGCGCCCGUUCCGGCAGCGCUGCAGCCGGCGAUGGCGGCUGUGCCAGUGCCGCUGCAGCCGGCCGCGGCGGAGCACCCUGCAGCGGCAGAGCUGCCUGCGGUGCUACAGCAGCAGCCGCCAGUGCUACAGCAGCAGCAGCCAGUGCUACAGCAGCUGGCUGAGCAGAUGUCUGUGGCGUCUCUGGCGGAUGCGGCGGCGGCGGCGGUGACGCCUUCAGUGGCGCCACACGGGGCGGAGGCGGUGCCGCCGGAGGCGGCGGCAGGGCGCGCCGACCCGGCAGUAGCGCCAGCGCUAGACAGCGAGCGGCAGGCAGGCACGGCGCAAAAGACGCCACCGCUCAGUCCACCGCCGGCAGCGGCGGCGGCGGGGACAGCGGCAUCGGGUUCCGGCGGGGCGUUCGACAUGUACCCCCAGACCAGCUUUUCAGCAAGCUACCAGAGCCCUGCUCCCCAGGUCAGCCCGCCGGAUGCCAUGCUGCCGGCGGCGGUGGCGGCGGCGCCCAAGCUCAGCGGCCUCGCGCAGCGGCUACUGAACAACGCCGCGCCACCGCAGCACGCGCAGCAGGGGCAGUGGGAGGCGGUGGCGGCGCCGGCGCCGCCGACGGCGCUGCGGUCAGGCGGCAGGGCAUUGCCGACCGCGGGCUCCUCCUCCGUCACCUGGCUGCUUGGGUCCAUCGAGGAAAUGAGGGCGCUUGCGGAGAAGCGCGCAGCGGAGCAGAAGCUCGCGUCGGCCGAGGCCGAGCCGGCGGCGGCGGCGGCGGCGGCUGGUGGGCGGGCGGUUACGGUUGCGGCCGCGAGCCAGUACGACGACCAACUGCUGUACAGCCUGAGCCGCCGGCACGCGGAGGCGCUUCGGCGGCAGAAUUAUGAGGAGCGGCGGCGGCAGGAGCAGCAGCGGCAGCUGCGGCUGGAGCGGAUGCGGGAGCAGGCUGUAGCAACUGGCGGCGCCGCAGCGGCGAACAUGGCAGCAGCGGCGACGGCGGCGGCGGCUGGGCAGGCAAGGCUGGCCGCUGAGGUGGCGGCGGCGGCGGCAGCGUCCGACCCUGCAGCCGCGUUGGCGGCGGCGCGGCAAGCGGCGGCGGCGCUGGCGGCGGAGGCGGAGGUGGCGGUCGGUGCUGGUCCCAGCGUGGCUGUAGCAACCGCCCCGCAGACAUCGGGUACAGUAUUGCAUUCGACCGCGGCAGUAGCACAGGCCGGCGCCCAGCCCUCUGAGCCGGCAUUGGCGGCGCAGCCGCAGCAGCAGACGACGACGACGACGACGACAGCUGCUCCUGCUACUGCCACCCCCACCUCUCCUGCUGCUGCCGAGGGGGCGGCUGAGGCUGCUGCAGCCGGCCGCUACUGCGACUCGCAGCUGACUCAUGCGCCGCCGGAUGACGAGCCGUAUCUGGGCGACCGCGAUGCGGCGCAGGCGCAGGCGUUGAAGCAGCGGCGCAACAGCCUUUUGGGCUGGGCCAUGGCAAGCCUGGAGACGCUAAGGUCGUGGCGCCCCUCCAGUGGCCUGUUCAGCGGCAGUAGCAGUAGCAGCGGCAGUAGCAGGCCCGCUACGGAAACAGCUUCUACAGCCGUCGGCACGGAUGCGCCAUCCGCUGCCGCCGCCGCGGCACCGGUGUCGGCGCCGGCUGCUGCUGCCGCUCCCGAGGUGGCGGCUGGCGUCACUGCGUCCGAGCUACAGCCGUCGCAUGCGCAGCUACAGCCACAGCCACAGGCGCAGCUACAGCCGGACCCGGUGUAUGAUGAGCUGAUGGCGUCACUGAAGGCUGCCAGCGGCCGUGGGAAGCAGGUGACGGCAGAGGCGGAGGCGGGCGCGGCCACUGCCGCUACUGCUGCUACUGCUGAGGCGGCGGCUGCGGCGGCAAAGGCCGAGGCGGUGGUGGCGGCGGAAGCCACGCCGGCGGGUGGAACUCUGGAGGCCGCGGCUGCAGCUGCGGAGGCUGCGGCUGUAGCUGCGGAGGCGGCCGCUGCGGCCGCGGCUGCAGCUGCGGAGCAGGCGCAGGUUGCGCUGACGGCGGCUGCCGGCGCCGCUGAGGCUCAGAUGGCCGCGGCUGCAGCGGCGGCGGCGGAGGCCGAGGCCGCAGCCGCAGCCCUCCAUUCCGCGGUGCCCGAUGCGGCGGCUGCAGCAGCUGCGGCGGCGGCGAAGCCGGCGGCGGGUAGCCUGAGUUUGCUGGACCUGAUCCGUAGCCCUGUGGCAGUGCAGGCGGUGACCAAGUUUGCCGAGGUGCGGGAGGCGGCGACGCGACGGCGGCAGGAGGGCGCGCGCGCGCGGGCGGAGGCGCGGGCCGCAGCGGCUGCGGCUGCGGCGGCGGCGGCGGCUGCAGAGGCGGCGGCGGGCGGGCGGGCGGUGGCGGCGGCCUCGCAGGAGAGCUUGGCGGCGCUGGCGUCCAAGGUUGCGGCAACCGCCGCGGCACAAUCACAGCAGCCGCAGCUGCAGCCCACCAGCGGUGUGGACGCCGGCGACAGCUACGGCUACGGCUAUGGCUACGGCAACGGCGGUUGGCGGCAGCAGCAAUGGCAGCAGCAUCAAGGUCAACAGCAGUGGCAGCCGCGCGGCAAGCCCUACCCAAUCAAGCCCGCCACCGACUGGGCCAAAGACAUGGCCAAGACCCUGGCGGGGUCCGGCCCGGCGGCGGCGGCUGGCGAGCUGGGCGGCUACACAGACGAGGUGGCGGCGGCGCUGCAGGCCGAGCUGCAGGAGCGCGGCGGCGGCGGGGCGGCAGGGGCGGCGGCGUUUGGGGAGGAGGCGGAGGCGGCCGCGCUGGCGGGCGCCGGCAGCGCCAGCGGGCGGCGCACGCUGUUCGGGGAGCCGCCGCAGGUGCUCAUCCCCGACGGCAUCACGCUGCGCGGCCUGGCGGCGGCGCUGGGCGUGCCGGCGGCGCGGCUGGAGGCCUUCCUUCGGGACCAGCUGGGCGAGGUGGUGCGCAGUGACCUGGAGGAGGUGGCGCCCGAGAGCGCCGAGCUGGCGGCGCUGGAGUUUGGGCGCAUUGGCAUCCGGGCGGCGGCAGCGGAGGCGGCGGCGGCGGCGGCGGACACCUCUGGCCUCGCGCCGCCGCCCGCGCCGCCGCGGCAGCCGGUGGUCACCAUCCUGGGCCACGUGGACCACGGCAAGACCAGCCUGCUGGAUGCGCUGCGCAGCACCAACGUGGCAGCCGGCGAGGCGGGCGGCAUCACGCAGCACAUCGGCGCCUUCGAGGUGCGCCUCAGCACCUCCCUCAGCGCCCCAGCCCCCACCGCCCCCGCGGCCUCGACCUCCUCCGGCUCACCUGCUGCGAGUACGGCAGAAGCGGCAUCAGCAGCAGGUGGAGAGGAGCCUGGCGGCGGCGGCGCCGGCGGCGGCGGCGGCGCCAUCACCUUUGUGGACACGCCCGGUCACGAGGCGUUCAGCGCGAUGCGUGCGCGCGGCGCGGCGGUGACGGACGUGGCAGUGCUGGUGGUGGCGGCGGACGAGGGCGUCAAGCCGCAGACGCGGGAGGCGCUGGCGCACGCGCGCAGUGCCGGGUGCCCGGUGGUGGUGGCGCUCACCAAGUGCGACAAGCCCACGGCCCGGCCCGACUACGUGAAGGUGGUGCACACCAGCGCCACCACUGGCGAGGGCCUGCGGGAGCUUGAGGAGGCGCUGCUGCUGCAGGCGGAGCUGAUGGAGCUGCGGGCGCCUGUCGAGGGCCGCGCCGCCGCCGCCGUCAUUGAGGCCCGUCUGGAGCGGGGGCUGGGGCCGGUGGCCACUGUCAUCGUGAAGCGCGGCACACUGCGGGUGGGAGAUCCUGUGGUGGUGGGCACAGAGUUCGGACGCAUCCGGGCGCUGCGCAGUGACGCCGGCGGCGGCGGUGGCGACGCGGCGGCCGGCGGCGUACGGCCGGGCCAAUACGCGCUGGUGUCGGGUCUGGAGGGUCUGCCACAGGCCGGCGACGAGCUGCUGGUGGUGCCGGACGAGGCGCGGGCGCGGCGGCUGGCGGACGCGCGGCGGCUGCGGGCGGAGGAGUUCCGGCGCGGGCGGCUGGCGGCGGCGCUGCACGCACAGCGCAGUCGCGAGACGGCGGCGCUGGCGGACGAGUACAACAGGCGCCGAGCCAUGAAGGCGGACGUGAUGCGGCUGCUGGCGGAGCGCAAGAAGCACACAGCGCAGAAGCUCAAGGAGCGGGCGGCGGCGCUGCGGGCUGCCGCCACCGCGACAUCAGCCGACGGCGCCGCCGCCGCAGAGGGCGCCGCGGCGGCGGCGCCGCCUGUGGUGCAACCGGGCGCGGUGGCGGCGGCGGCAGCAGCGGCGGCUCCUGCUACAGCCGCUGCCGCGGGCGCGGGCGCGGGCGCGGGCGCUGCUACAGCCAGCCCGGUGCCGGUGGCUCAGCUCAAUCUGGUGGUGAAGGCGGAUGUGCAGGGCACGGUGGAGGCGGUGCUCGCAAUGGUGGAGUCCCUAGCCGCCGAGCAGCAGCAGCUGGCAGCAUCCGGCAGUAGCAGCGGCGCCGCAGCUACAGCCGGCGGCGGCGGCGGCGGCCACGGCUACGUGUCUGUCAAGGUGGUGCACGCGGGCGUGGGCGCGCUACAGCCGUCGGACGUGCACCUGGCUGUAGCAGCGGGGGCGCACGUGGUGCUGUUCAAUGCGCCGCUGGGCAACAAGGUGGAGCAGCUGCUGCGUGACGCCCAGAAGAGCUCGGGCGUGCGGUUGCUGUCCCACAGCGUCGUGUACCACCUCAUGGACGCCAUACGUGGCGAGAUGGAGCGGGCGGCGGCGGCGGCCGCGGCGGGCGGCGGCGCCGCCGGCGGCGGCGCGGCGGAGGUGCUGGCGGAGGUGGGCGACGCCGAGGUGCUGGCCACGUUUGCCCUGAGCGCCACCAAGCUGGUCAAGGACGGGCGCAUCGCGGGAGUGCGUGUGCUGUCUGGCGAGCUGGCGGCGAGCAGUGCCGACCACGUGUGGCGCGUGGUCCGAGGCGGGCAGCUGGUGUGGGAGGGGCCCUGCACCAGCCUGCGCCGCCACAAGGCGGUGGUGGCGGCGGUGGCGGCUGGCUCCGAGUGCGGUGUGGUUCUGGGCGGCGGCCAGUUCAGUGACUUCCAAGUGGGGGACCGGCUGGUGUGCCUGCAGCGGCGGCCGGCGGCGGCAGCGGGCGACAGCAGCUGAGGCGGCGACAGCACCUGAGGCGGCGGCGUGCGUUGCAGUGUCCAGGGUGCAACAGGGAUCUGUGGGGGUUGCCGGUAGAGGUGUGGGGAUUCGUGCGGGGUUGCGUGGGUUACAAGAGGGACCUGCUGACGCAGUUCACGAGCCAGUGACGUGGAAUGAGAUCACCCUGCUCCAGGAACGGCACGUGCCUGGGGACGUGCCGCCGGGAAGGGCCGGGGAAUGCCUGGGGACCGUACCGGGUGUGCGACACGGCGCAUGGGCGCGCUGAAGUUGUCGGGCGUGCGUUUGCUGUGGCGCGUCCGCGUGACGACAAGACUGCGGUAGUGUUUUGACGGUGCCAAAGUGCGGGCCGAGUCAGGCAUAGGUUGGCAGGCAGGCUGGCAGGGUGGCAGGCAGAGCGGCGAAAGUCAGAAUGGAUUGGAUUCAGACCAACGAAGUAGACCCGAGGCAACGCAGCAGUCUAGCAGUCUCCAUGCGGGAUGACCCGUACCAGCACCUGCUUGAAUUGAUACCGGGCGCUGCACCUAGGGCCCAGUCCGGUGCGCCGGCAAAUUUUAACAGCGUGAAAUGGACUUGGCGUCUUGUGGCGUGUUGGCGGCACUCCUGACUACCCAGUACCC